ACUACAGGUGCGUGCCACCACGACCGGGUAAUUUUUUGUGUAUGUUACCACCAGAUUUCUAUUGAGAGACAUGGAGGCCAGAAAGCAGUGGAGGACAGCGGCCCUCAGGAAGCCACUGGAGGAUGUUGUCAGAGGCUGGGGCAAGGGCCUUCAGGAUACCAACUGGGAAUUCUGGGAACAGCCCUGUUGCAAGCAAGAGGUCGUGGCCAGGCUGGAGUCCAGGAAUGUGGGCUGGGCUGGGAGCCAGGUGACAGCCUUGAGCUUUACUGGGAGCAGCCUCUGGACAGGAGAGGUCAGGCAUGGCUGAGAAGCAGGCUACUUGGUGCUGAGGGGGUGUGUGUGUAUGUGGUGUGAGAGAAUGCAUGUGCUCUGAGUGUGAGUCUGUGCAUGUGAGCAUUGUCUGUGUGUGGGUGGUUUUGUGGGUAUGUGAAUAUGUCCCUGCACAUGUGAACAAGGGGACAAGAGUCUGGGAGUGUAGAAGAGGUGUGUGCAGCAUCAGGCGUGUGCAUAGCGUCUAUGCAUGUCAAGAGUGCAGGGUGAAGUGAAGAGACCAGGCCCGUGCGCCUCUGAUCAUCAUGAACUCCCAAGGCCCCAGGUGAGUGCCAGUGACAGACAAGGGUGGUGAAGGCCACUCUGGAACGGGCAGGUGGGGUGAGGAAAGGGCAAGAUUAUGUUCUGGAGGAGGGGUUGUGACCACAAAAGGGCACGUGAGCCUAGCAGGGAGGCGGAUGGCAGGAUCCACUGAGACCCUGGUUAUCCCAGAAGCCUGUGAGGGCUUGGAGAGUUGGGAAAGGGAGUGACUUCUCCUCUACCACCCUACCCUGGGUAAACAGCUGGGACAAGGACCUUUGGUGCGGCCCCUACCUGCCCUGGCCUGACCCUGAACCCACUGGCAGCACAGUCAACACAGUAGAUUGGCUCACAGCAGAGGGCAAAGGCCAUCAUCAGCUCCCUUUAUAAGGGAACAGUCACACACUCGGUGUGCUGAGAGUGUCCUGUCUGGUCCUCUGUGCCUGGUGGGGUGGGGGUGCCAAGUGUGUCCAGAGAGCUCAGUGGGCAGCAAGGCAGCCAUGGGGCUGGAUGCACUGGUGCCCCUGGCCCUGACAGUGGCCAUCUUCCUGCUCCUGGUGGACCUGAUGCACCGUCGCCAACGCUGGGCUGCACGCUACCCGCCUGGCCCUAUGCCACUGCCCGGGCUGGGCAACCUGCUGCAUGUGGACUUCCAGAACACACCAAACAGCUUCAACCAGCUGCGGCGCCGCUUUGGGGACGUGUUCAGCCUGCAGCUGGCCUGGACACCGGUGGUCGUACUCAACGGGCUGGAGGCCGUGCGUGAGGCGCUGGUGACCCGCGGCGAGGACACCGCCGAUCGGCCGCCUGUGCCCAUCUACCAGGUCCUGGGCUACGGGCCGCGCUCCCAAGGGGUGUUCCUGGCACGCUACGGCCCCGCCUGGCGCGAGCAGAGGCGCUUCUCCGUGUCCACCUUACGCAACUUGGGCCUGGGCAAGAAGUCUCUGGAGCAGUGGGUGACCGAGGAGGCCGCCUGCCUCUGUGCUGCCUUCGCAGACCACUCCGGACGCCCCUUUCCACCCCGCGGCCUCCUGGACAAAGCGGUGAGCAACGUGAUCGCCUCCCUCACCUGCAGGCGCCGCUUUGAGUAUGACGACCCUCGCCUCCUCAGGCUGCUGGACCUAACAAUGGAGGGACUGGCGGAGGAGUCCGGCUUCCUACGUGAGGUGCUGAAUGCCAUCCCUGUCCUCCUGCGCAUCCCCGGGCUGGCUGGCAAGGCGUUACGCUCCCAAAAGGCUUUCCUGGCCCAGCUGGAUGAGCUGCUGAACGAGCACAGGAUGACCUGGGACCCAGCCCAGCCACCCCAAGACCUGACUGAAACCUUCCUGGCAGAGAUGGAGAAGGCCAAGGGGAACCCCGAGAGCAGCUUCAAUGAUGAAAACCUGCGCCUAGUGGUAGCUGAUCUGUUCUCUGCUGGGAUGGUGACCACCUCGAUCACGCUGGCCUGGGGCCUUCUGCUCAUGAUCCUUCACCCAGAUGUGCAGCGCCGUGUCCAACAGGAGAUUGACGACGUGAUAGGGCAGGCGCGGCGACCAGAGAUGGGCGACCAGGUUCGCAUGCCCUACACCACUGCUGUGAUUCACGAGGUGCAGCGCUUUGGGGACAUCAUCCCCAUGAAUAUGCCCCACAUGACAUCCCGAGACAUUGAAGUGCAGGGCUUCCUCAUCCCUAAGGGGACAGCGAUCUUCGCCAGCCUGUCAUCAGUGCUGAAGGAUGAGGCCAUCUGGGAAAAGCCCUUCCGCUUCCACCCUGAACACUUCCUGGAUGCCCAGGGCCACUUUGUGAAGCCAGAGGCCUUCCUGCCUUUCUCAGCAGGCCGCCGCGCAUGCCUCGGGGAGCCCCUGGCCCGCAUGGAGCUCUUCCUCUUCUUCACCUGCCUGCUGCAGCACUUCAGCUUCUCUGUGCCCGCCGGACAGCCCCGGCCCAGCACUCAUGGUGUCUUUGCUUUCCUGGUGACCCCUUCCCCUUAUGAGCUUUGUGCUGUGCCCCGCUAGAAUAGGGUAGCUAGUCCUCAGCCUGCUCCCUAGCCAGGGGCCCUGAUGUGCAAUAAAGCAAUGUAGUAGUUCCAA
Messenger RNA from Cebus imitator (Panamanian white-faced capuchin), 2639 nucleotides. RefSeq names its product cytochrome P450 family 2 subfamily D member 6 (gene CYP2D6). The transcript is spliced from 9 exons. The coding region runs from base 1071 to 2564 and encodes 497 amino acids. The record is from RefSeq and is a predicted model, not a curated record. Gene Ontology annotation, molecular function: iron ion binding; heme binding; oxidoreductase activity, acting on paired donors, with incorporation or reduction of molecular oxygen, reduced flavin or flavoprotein as one donor, and incorporation of one atom of oxygen. Gene Ontology annotation, cellular component: cytoplasm; intracellular membrane-bounded organelle. NCBI's taxonomy places the organism in Eukaryota, Metazoa, Chordata, Mammalia, Primates, Cebidae. Gene Ontology annotation, biological process: arachidonate metabolic process; xenobiotic metabolic process.